Messenger RNA from Staurois parvus, 376 nucleotides. The record is from the annotation of a GenBank genome assembly. NCBI's taxonomy places the organism in Eukaryota, Metazoa, Chordata, Amphibia, Anura, Ranidae.
GGACACAGCGGAUCACCGAUCACGGAUAGAGCCGAAGAUGUCGGCUCGGUCAUGUGACCAGCUGUGUCCAAUCACAGCUGAUCACAUGGGACAUGUACACUGAUCAUCAGGGCACUGAUGAUCAGUGUGCCCUGAUGAUCAGUGUAGCCCCAGCAGUGCCAGCUGUCAGUGUCCAUCAGUGCCACAUCAAUGCAACAUAUCAGUGCCUACCAGUGCACAUCAAUGCCACAUCAGUGCCCAUCUGAGCUGCUUUUCAGUGCCACCCAUCAGUGCCACCUAUCAAUGCCAGUGCUGCCAAUCAGUGCCGCCUAUCAGUGCCAUGUAUCAGUGCUGCCUUUCAGUGCCCAUCAGUGAUGUCUGUCAAUGCCCAUCAGUG